Molecule: messenger RNA, 3329 nt
Organism: Serinus canaria (Common canary)
Lineage: Eukaryota; Metazoa; Chordata; Aves; Passeriformes; Fringillidae
Gene: DRC11
Product: IQ motif containing with AAA domain 1
Exons: 20
Coding region: 1-2946 (981 amino acids)
Molecular function (GO): ATP binding; ATP hydrolysis activity; protein binding
Source: RefSeq, a predicted model, not a curated record
AUGGCUUCACCUGAGCUGGACCAUCAGGGCAAGGAGCGGAGCCGAGGAUCGCACCUGGGCGCGCAGAGGGCACCCACAGGGGAGCGGGGCCGCCCCAAGCUCCCGCAGACCCUCCCGCCACGGGAAACCCGGGCAGGGACACGCAGGAGAGGCUCCCCCCACCCCGUGCGAGCCCGCAGGGACGCGGGGGAGGCUGCGAGCGCUCAGGAGAAGCGAGCCCGGGUCCCGCAGCCCCUCAGGGCUCCCCCGGUGCCGCCCUUACCUCAGGGCCUGGCGGCAGCGCUGCCCGAGCGAGUGAGCGCGGCCCCGCCGCCAACGCCGCCUUAUAUCGGCCGUGAGGGGAGCCCGCCUCCCGGGGGCGGCUCCGGCGGCCUGGCUCCCAUCGGCACGGCCCCAAAGGCGAUCGGCCCAGCCCCGGCUCGGCCCCACAGCCCUACAGCACGGCCGGAGAUCCGCUCAGCGCAGCCCCGGCUCGGCCCGGUCCGGCCCCGGCUCCGGCCCCGCCCGGGGAGCGAGGGCACUUACAGCCAGAUAUGGGCAGACACCCAGAGAGAGCUGGACACCAUGCUCCAGAGAGAGAGAGAGGAGUUCCUGCAGCCACAGGAGGACCCUGAGAACGUGAUGAAGAUGUUGGCCACGGCCUACGUGCAGUACCUGGCAAUCAUGAGGAAGCUGGACGAGGCCCACGACCACCUGAUCCACCAGCAGAAGCGGGCGCUGGUUCGGCAGGCACUGGACGGGGUCAUGGGCCGCAUCCUGGAGAUCAAGAGAGAGAUGGUGGCCCUGGAGUACUCCGAGUGCCACUCCAUGGCUGGCAUCCUGAUGGAGCUGCAGCGUGUCCCGGAAGACAUAGAAAUACCCAUCCCAAAGUAUUUCAUUAAAGAAAAUCUGGGAAUCCUGCAGUACAGGGAGAAAUACCUGCAUGAGGUUUUGCUGAAUGCUGGUUUGCUAGAACAGGAAGCUGUCACAGUCAUGACCCUCCAGGAGAGCAUUAGAGUGAUCCAGGUGGCAGAACGGGCUCGCCAGGGCCGUGCUCGAGCAGCCUUCAUGAGGAGAAUUUACUUUGAAGAGAAAAGGCAAAGUCAAAAAGGUGACCAGAAGAUGGUUAAAAGCCCAGAUGAUGCUGCCACUUGCAUUCAAAAGGUCUGGCGUGGGCACAGGCAACGCAAGGAAACAGAGAGGCUCAGAGAGGAGGAAAUGAUAUUUCUGGGCAUGAGUCUGCCUCCUGAAUUGGAGGCAAUGAACAGUUUGCAGAAAGCAAAUGUCCUGGAAGGUGAAGUCCGGGAAAGACCAAACUUUUCCUUCAGGCAUGAGCUGAGGGCAGCAGAGGGGCCCCACAUCAAGGAAACCCUCCAGAACGAGAUCACCCAGUGCUUCCUCGAGUGCAGGCAUAUCACAGGCAGGUUUCCUGACUAUCCCCCUGAGAAGGCAGGUGGUUCCAAGGCUAUUCUUAGUGAAAAGCAUCCAGAGCAGAUCGUCCAGGAGCUGGCUGCCAAGAAGGCAAAGGCAGAGGCAGAGAAAAAUGAAGCAGAUAAGAAGGUAAAAGAAGUCAAGGAACCAGUCCAAGAGAAAAAGCCUGAAAAAGCUGGAAAGGAGGUAGUGGAUGAAGGCUGGAAAAUGGCUCCAAGCAAUUUCCUUUUGAUGCUGGAGGAAGGAAGCUCUCAGUACCAAGUCUUUUGGGAGAACAGAGAUCACAAAUCAGAUUUUCUCCAGGAUCAUGACCCAGAGCUGAUCAGAGCAGGGGAACGGGGAGAAGUGGAGGAGGAGAUCAGAGUGCAGGUCGAUGAGGUGAUGGAGGAGAAGCUGCUGAGAGUCAAAGAGGCUCUGGAUGGAGAGACAGGUCCUCCAGCCAAACCUGGCAAAGAGAAGGGAAUCAGGACACCUGCCAAGAAAAAGAUUUCGGAGCUGGACAAAGAUCUGACUCCUCACAGGAGCAUUGACUCCCUGUACCAGGAACUUGCAGAAGAAAGAUUGCUGAUCCAAGUCAAGAAUGUGAAUCUCUCUGACUACAUGGGCUACUACGACUGUCUGAUGAGCAUCCUUCGUGAGGCAGGUGCCAUGCCCGUGCCCUCCAUCCCAGAAGUCAGACAGCUCGUUGCCCUCUAUGGAAUACUGCCCUUGGGUUCCCAAACUGUCCAUGAGAAUGCUCCUCUGGUGAAAUCCCUGCUGCUGGCAGGACCUGCUGGUGUUGGGAAGAAAAUGUUGGUGCAUGCCAUCUGCACAGAAACAGGAGCCAACCUCUUCAGCCUCACUCCUUCCAGCACUAGGAAGUAUCCAGGCAAGGAGGGCCUCAUCAUGAUGCUGCACAUGAUCCUCAAGGUGGGCAGGGAAUUGCAGCCUUCAGUCGUGUGGAUUGGAGACACAGAGAGAUUGUAUGCCAAAGGGGCACUGAAGGGAGAAGAAGAGGUGAACUUCAAACGCCUGGCCAGGCUCCUGCCCCAGUUCCUGAGGGUUCUGAAACCCAAGGACAGGAUCCUGCUCCUGGGCACCUCCAGGAGACCCUUUGAUGCCAACCUGGGACCUUUCUGCAAGCUUUACCAGAAAAUCAUUCUCAUCCCAAAGCCUGACUACCUGACGAGAUUUGCCCUGUGGAAGCACUACAUCCUGCAGAGUGGUGGGGUCCUCACCAAGCUGCUGAACCUCAACUGCCUGGCCCAGGUGUCAGAUGGCUUCACCCAGGGCCACUUUGUGGACGUGGUGCACACUGUGCUGACCGAGCUGAGGCUGCUGCAGAUGGCCAGGAAGCCCCUGAGCACUGCUGAGUUUGUCACUUCUCUGGCCAGGCACGACCCAGUGUACAGAGAGGAGGAAGAGACGUUCCAGGCCUGGUAUGCCAAGACCCCGCUGGGGAAAGCGUGGAAUGCAGCACGGGAAACAGAUGAAGGAGGAAAAGGAAAAAGAAGGAAAGGAAAGAAAAGAAAAGGGAAAGGGAAAGGGAAGAAGUAACUCCCUCGAGGAUUUUUCACCUGGCCAUACCAGCCACAACUCUGUUUCUCUGUGCAGGCAUGGCAGAUUAAUGUUAUAGGCAUUCCAGGGAAGAGAAUUCCUCUCUGAAUGAAUUUUUAAAAGUUUAAAAAAGAAAAAAAAAAAAAUCAGAUGAGAUGUAACAUGUAGCUCUCAGAGGAUAAAGAGUUAAUGACCACUGACUUGCUCAAGCAUUAUUUAUUCUGAGAUAUUUUAGGGGGCAGGAGGGUUCAUUACUCAGGCCUGUAACAUGCCAUCAACUUUUAGGCCAUACUCAUUUAUUUCAGCAAGUAACUCUCCUUAAAAAUUGAUGUCACUUUAAUGUCUUUCAUUACUUUAAUAUCCUAUAUGCUUUAUAAAACUAA